AUGCGCCCGCUUACCGACGAUGAGAUGACAACGGUAUUUGAAAAGAUCAGCAAAUACAUUGGCCGUAAUGUUCAGCAUUUGGUAACACGUCCGGAUGAGAAAUACUGCUUCCGACUGCAUGGUAAUAUUGUGUAUUACUGCAGCGAGAAGCUCAUGCGCCAGUCCACCAAUCUCGGCACGGAUGAGCUUCUAAGCAUUGGAACUGCUGUUGGAAAGCUUACGAAAUCCAAGAAAUUUCAUUUGCGAAUUACCUUUCUCGAUUAUCUUGCUCAGUACGCCAAGUACAAGGUUUGGAUCAAGCCCAACUCGGAGAUGUCCUUCUUGUAUGGCAACAAUGUCGUCAAGUCCGGUCUCGGUCGCAUCACGGAGGGCACACCGCAGUACGCUGGGGUUGUUGUCUUUAGUAUGAAUGACAUCCCGCUAGGAUUUGGUGUAGCGGCGCAAGCGACCGAGUUGUGCAAAGACCUGGAGCCCACGGCCUAUGUGGUACUGCACCAAGCGGAUAUUGGCGAGUACCUUCGCGUUGAAGACGAGAUGUUUUAA
Messenger RNA from Peronospora farinosa, 543 nucleotides. The record is from the annotation of a GenBank genome assembly. Lineage: Eukaryota; Oomycota; Peronosporomycetes; Peronosporales; Peronosporaceae.